Lolium rigidum is the source of this 971-nucleotide messenger RNA. RefSeq names its product pre-mRNA cleavage factor Im 25 kDa subunit 2. Gene Ontology annotation, cellular component: mRNA cleavage factor complex. Gene Ontology annotation, molecular function: mRNA binding. The record is from RefSeq and is a predicted model, not a curated record. NCBI's taxonomy places the organism in Eukaryota, Viridiplantae, Streptophyta, Magnoliopsida, Poales, Poaceae. The transcript has 7 exons. Bases 115 to 726 code for a protein of 203 amino acids.
CCGGCCCGACCCGAAAGCCCACCAUCGUCGGGGUGUCUUCUCCGCCGCCGCAAUCUCCGGCGACCACCGGACCCCGAGAAGGAAGAGCCAGUGCCCGGCGAAGCGGAGGAGGAGAUGGUGGGCGCCUCGUCUUCGUCGGUGGUGAACGUGUACCCGCUCGCCAACUACACGUUCGGCACCAAGGAGCCCAAGAUGGAGAAGGACACCUCCGUCGCCGACCGCCUCGCCCGCAUGAAGGUCAACUACAUGAAGGAAGGAAUGAGGACAAGUGUUGAAGCAAUCCUGUUGGUGCAAGAGCACAACCACCCCCACAUACUGCUGUUGCAAAUUGGGAAUACAUUUUGCAAGCUUCCCGGUGGACGGCUGAAGCCUGGAGAAAAUGAAAUUGAUGGCCUGAAAAGAAAGUUGUGCAGCAAACUUGCAGUGAACUCACCUUCCUUUCCACCUAACUGGCAGGUUGGUGAGUGUGUUGCUGUCUGGUGGAGGCCGAACUUUGAGACAGUGAUGUAUCCUUACUGCCCUCCACAUAUAACCAAGCCCAAGGAGUGCAAGAAGCUUUUCAUUGUUCACCUGACUGAAAGGGAGUAUUUCGCUGUUCCAAGGAACUUGAAGCUACUUGCUGUUCCACUGUUUGAGCUUUAUGACAAUGUUCAGCGGUAUGGACCUGUCAUUUCCACCAUUCCGCAGCAGCUGUCUAGGUUCCAGUUCAACAUGGUGAGCUCGUAACAAGGCCUCAGGCGACCCGUUCAGAUAGAUCUUCGAACUCAAACUGGCUUAUCAACUUAGCACGACUCUCGUUUAUCCAGUGACCAAAACUUCAUACCAAAACUUCAUGAAUUAUGCACCACCGUUAGUCUACAAUCUAGGCAUGCACUCUGACUGACUUUUAUUUGGCUAUUUCUGAUAUUACAGAAGCUUGGUUCGUGAUGUAUUCUUACUUAGAUAAUCUUGUUGUUGUUCCGCUGCGCUAA